GAGACCUUUAUAUGGCCUAAAGGGCAAGCAGAAUUUAAUAUCAAGAAAUAUAAUAGCCGGUUAAGAAUGUUGGAAGUUGACGAUAAGAAGGUAAGAUUUGCUCUUCGAGGACAUCAACGCAGUCCUUCUGAUACCCAAGCUUUUAGAGAACGCACCAAAAGAGAUGCUUUAAAUCAUUUGGAAAACGAGCUUGAUAGGCUGCAGGCUACAGCUCCAGAGCCUCUACGAGACAAUGUCAGCCAUGUAUUUACAGGUUUCAAGGAAUUGUUCCAACGUUUUUUGAAAGAAGGAGGACCUUCUUUAGAGUGGGAUCGUAUACAAAAGUUACCAGAGAAUGCAAUUGAAGACUAUUAUAAUCUUUCUGAACCGAGUACACAAGAAAUCAAAGAACUACUAAAUAAGUUGGUAGUAGUAAAAUUAAAUGGUGGGCUUGGUACAAGUAUGGGAUGCCAUGGCCCGAAAUCAGUAAUUACAGUUCGUAAUAAUUUUACAUUCUUGGACCUUACAGUACAACAAAUUGAGAAUUUGAAUAAAACCUAUGCUGUCAAUGUUCCUCUCAUUCUUAUGAACUCUUUUAAUACGGAUCAUGACACGCAACGAAUAAUCAGAAAGUAUAAGGGAUUGGAUGUUGAAAUUCACACAUUUAAUCAGAGUUGCUAUCCACGAAUAUGCAAAGACUCUUUGCUCCCAAUAGCCAAAAAUUCUAGUGUUGAUCAGGACAAGGAAGCAUGGUAUCCACCUGGUCAUGGAGAUUUUUAUACUAGCUUUCAAAAAUCAGGCUUAUUAAACCAGUUCAUUCAACAAGGUCGAGAUUAUUGUUUUAUAUCCAAUAUUGAUAAUCUCGGUGCUACAGUCGAUCUGAAUAUUUUGAAAUUACUUGUAAACAAGGAUAAAACAGACCACGUUGAAUUCCUCAUGGAAGUGACAGAUAAAACGAGAGCUGACGUUAAGGGUGGUACUCUCAUUCAAUAUGAAAACAAACUUCGGCUUUUAGAGAUCGCUCAAGUACCGAAAGACCAUGUGGAUGAAUUCAAAUCCAUCAAGAAGUUUAAGUACUUCAAUACAAAUAAUUUGUGGGUGAAGCUAACUGCCAUUGAUAGGGUUUUAAGCAAUACUGAUAUGAAUUUAGAAAUAAUUGUAAACGAAAAAACAUCUGAAACUGGCAUGAAUAUUAUUCAAUUGGAAACUGCUGUAGGAGCAGCUAUGAAAUCAUUUGAAGGAAGUCUCGGCAUUCGGGUUCCUCGAAGCAGAUUCUUGCCAGUUAAAAAAACGUCUGAUUUAUUGUUAGUUAUGAGUAAUUUGUACACUUUGAAUAAGGGAUCUUUGAUGAUGAGUCCUAAUCGAAUGUUUCCUACGACGCCGUUUAUUAAAUUAGGCGACAACCACUUCUCAAAGGUCCAUGAGUUUCUGACUAGAUUUUCGACAGUCCCGGAUAUUUUGGAAUUGGAUCAUUUGACAGUAUCUGGAGACGUGACAUUUGGUAAAGGUGUAUCUUUGAGAGGAACUGUAAUGAUUAUAGCCAAUCACGGAGAACGUAUAGAUCUUCCAUCUGGCACGAUCUUAGAAAAUAAAAUCGUUUCUGGCAAUCUCCGAAUUUUGGAUCAUUGAGUUGGUUUCGGUACAAUGACAGAUGUUUUAUUCGGCAAGACUUAGUCUUUUAAUCUAUAUUGUGGUUUUUUUCAGAUACAUUUACACCAGCGAAGUUUAUUCGAAGCCUUAUUUAAAUAUAUAUUAAACGAGGUUUAUAUAGUGAGCUGAACUGUGUUCAUAACGAAUUGAAAAUAUAUUUUAUUAUCACAAGGCGUAGGAUAGAAGUGUUCAAGAUACAUCUUUCAAUGUUUGGAAGGAUCUUAGACUUAAAGAAGAAGUGUAAACAUUAUUAAAAACAAUAUCACUACAAAAUUAAAUUUUCACAUUUUAUAAACCGAUAAGGAGAUAAAGCGCAAUAAAUCUUGAAAAAA
Belonocnema kinseyi is the source of this 1961-nucleotide messenger RNA. RefSeq names its product UTP--glucose-1-phosphate uridylyltransferase (gene UGP). Bases 67 to 1608 code for a protein of 513 amino acids. Gene Ontology annotation, cellular component: cytoplasm. Gene Ontology annotation, biological process: glycogen metabolic process; UDP-alpha-D-glucose metabolic process. The record is from RefSeq and is a predicted model, not a curated record. Gene Ontology annotation, molecular function: UTP:glucose-1-phosphate uridylyltransferase activity. NCBI's taxonomy places the organism in Eukaryota, Metazoa, Arthropoda, Insecta, Hymenoptera, Cynipidae. The transcript has 10 exons.